AUGUCUUUUCCAGUCUCUGGCAGAAAUGCCAUCGUCACAGGUGGCGCGUCAGGUAUAAACCUUGCUUUUGUGAAACUGCUUGCAAGCAAAGGCGCCAACGUUAUCGUGGGAGAUAUUCAAGAGUCCGCUGCAUUCGAGGAAUUCCAGAAAGAACCACGAGAGACCAAGGUUUUGUUCCAGAAUACCGAUGUGUCGAAAUGGAGUGACCUGGAAGCCCUAUUCGCACGUGCGAAGUCAGAAUUGGGACCGAUAGACAUAGUAUGCAACGGGGCUGGCGUAUUCGAACCUUCAUGGUCCAAUUUCUGGAACGACACAGAAACCGAAAGCUACAAGUCAUUGGACAUCAACCUCACCGCGCUCAUCAAAGGAACGCGCUUAGCCAUCCGAGACCAAAUCACAAGAUCGAAGGGUCGCAAAGCGGGUGGCACAGUGGGAGUGAUCCUCAACAUCUCCUCCCUGGCCGCACAACGCAUGCUCUUCAACCAACCAAUCUACAGCGCCGCAAAGGCUGGAGUGUCGGCCAUCGUAAGGUCUCUGGCUCCUCUACACCCAGAGUUCGGCAUCAAAGUCGUCGCCGUCGCGCCGGGGAUGGUAUAUACGCCGCUGUGGUCGAACAAUCCCGACAAGCUGAAGGCUGCCCAUGAGAAGGACAUCUGGAUCACCCCGGAGGAGCAGGCAGAGGUCAUGCUAGAGGUGGUUGAGAAUGGCGAAUACGAAGGUGGCACGGUUCUGGAAACGCUCAAGGGGCGAACUAGGAGGGUAUACAUUGACAGCCCAAUGCCUGAAGGUCCCGGAUCCACCAUGUCCAACAUCGAUCUGAUUACCGAAGACACGAUUGCGCUAUUGGAGGAAGAGAGGAAGGGUGGUAAAGCGACAAACGGCGUGUAG
Messenger RNA from Cladophialophora yegresii CBS 114405, 888 nucleotides. RefSeq lists its product as uncharacterized. The coding region runs from base 1 to 888 and encodes 295 amino acids. Gene Ontology annotation, molecular function: oxidoreductase activity, acting on the CH-OH group of donors, NAD or NADP as acceptor. The transcript is spliced from 3 exons. NCBI's taxonomy places the organism in Eukaryota, Fungi, Ascomycota, Eurotiomycetes, Chaetothyriales, Herpotrichiellaceae. Gene Ontology annotation, cellular component: cytoplasm. The record is from RefSeq and is a predicted model, not a curated record.